Messenger RNA from Sorghum bicolor (sorghum), 2663 nucleotides. RefSeq lists its product as uncharacterized. The transcript is spliced from 6 exons. Lineage: Eukaryota; Viridiplantae; Streptophyta; Magnoliopsida; Poales; Poaceae. The record is from RefSeq and is a predicted model, not a curated record. The coding region runs from base 171 to 2663 and encodes 830 amino acids.
CUUCGCACACUCGCAUUCGCUCUAGUUGCGUAUAGCUCUUAAGUGUUUGCGGAGGCUAUAAAGUGGCUCAUUUUCCUUCGCCUCGUCCUUCAAGGUCAGAUUUUUCUGGUCCUUUGCGUAAUUUUCUUAGUGUGAGGUCCGGUGGUUGGUUGCGGAGGUUUGAGGAGUGGAUGCUUGAGGUGGCAGCAGCUCAAGACCUGGAGGAGACGUUGUCCGACGUCGAAGCUUCUGUUGGUGAUCUGAUCAGCGCGAAGGAGUUUGAGGAGAUGGCUGCAAUUACCUUUGAGUUUGGGGAGUCAACAGUGAGGACGGAAGAUAUCGCUGACAUGGUUGAAGCGCGGUUUUUCAAGGAUGGCCGCGCGAAGGCUCCUCCUGCGGGUCAGACGGUGCCUGCGCCUGAAGAAGGUUAUGUUGUUGUAUUCAGGGACUUUUUUACCUGCGGACUUCGGAUGCCUCCGUAUCAUUUCCUUCGCGAGGUGAUGGAGAGCUUCAACGUCGAGCUACAGCAUUUCAGCCCCAAUGGGAUACUGACUCUUAGCAAGUUUUCAUGGGCGUGUGAAUCCUACGGAGCCAUGCCCCACAUUGACACUUUUUGCUCAUAUUUCGAACUUCAGCGCCAGCCUAAGAAGGUGAAGGAUGCCGAAGGUGUUGAGUGCAUUGCGCAGUUUGGAAGCUGCGCGUUCAUGCCGCGCCGCACAAUGCCUGGGCCAAGGUACGAGAUCUCCUACUGCCAAAAGGGCAAGUGGGAGAAGGAUUGGAUGAGAGCCUGGUUCUACGUGAAGACCCCCGCUGCGUCGAGGACUUUGGAUGACGGUAGCGUUGAUAAGGUGUAUCCUUACGCAUCGUUGAUGAAGGAGCUGAAGCCUAUUUCGAAGGUUGAUCCUUCGAAGCCAGUGUCGGAGGAACAGCUUGAGGCGCGGUUGGCCUGCGACAAGGCCUUUGCGCUGGCUUGCCGAUACUCCGGAGGUCGGGAUCUGGUCGAGGAGAUGGUUGCAGCCGACUACUGGCCCCUUGGCCGCAGGACUGACGAGUUCACCAUUGAAAUGGUGCAAGUACCGGUCUUUGGUCCUCCGGAGGGGUUGCCGUUUCCUCGAUUUGGCGCGGGUUUGCCGGAGGAUGAGACGAAGGAAUCUUUCCUUGACCGCGUGGAGGUUUCUGCCCGAAGGAUCGUUGGAAAGAUCUCGGAGAAGGAAUACCUCCAGCGGAAGUCCGCACUUGGGACUAUGCCGCGUUUCAAUCGCGUUUUUGAGGAGUUGGGGGUCGAGUAUGAGGAUUACGUCGUUCCUCCGGAGGUUCUGCUUGGCUUGGAGAAGAAGAAAGAUUCAUCCAAGGCCGUUGCCGCGGCGGAGGCUAAGAAAAGAAAGGGUUGUGGCGCUGUUAAGCAGCUUGCGAAGAAGCGCAAGGCGGAGGUUGUGCUGGAGACUCCUUUGGAGUCUUCCUCCGCCCGCUCUUCUGCUGCCGAGUCUAACUCGGUGGCUUCUGUUCCUGCGGAGGUUGCUCCUGCUGGUGGAGUUCCUGAGGUUGAAGCCUCACGCGCGGUCUCUUCUGUACGCGCGCCUUUCGCGUCACUUCUUGGGGAGGAGUCUUCCGACGCGGAGGCCCCUGAGGCGGGUCCUGCGCGGGAGGCAAAUCUUGCGGUGGCUGAGAGUCCUGCGCGGGAGGAUUUGGCUGGAGGAGGGUCUUCGCCGAAGGAAGGGCAAGAGGAAUCCAGUGAUGAGGCAGAGUCUGUCUCUGUUCGGAGGAUUAAGAGGGCGGAGGAUCUCCCGCGUCCGGCUGGAGAUGAGGAUGUUUUUGCUGGGUUGGCUACUGCGGAGGAAUUGGCCAAAGGCGCCAGCGUUGCGCAGGAAGGACUUGCUGUUCCUCCGCGGCGUGAGCCUGCGCCUUCUGCGUUGGCAAGUAGGCCUUCGCCUGCUGAUGUUCUUGGUCCCGGUGCUUCUGAUCCUUCGAUAACAGGUUGGACUGAUGCCUUGCGCGAGGUUCAUUCCUUGGUCGGAGAUCGUUUUCGUCAGAAGCUCCGCGGCAUGGACUUUGACACGCUCCUUCGCGUGCAGUAUGAGCACCAUAGCCUUGGUCAUCACAUGGCUGCCGCCUUGGAGGAGCGUUGCUCCCGGGAGGUUAUCUGCCGUGAUGAGGCGAUUGGUGCUCUGAAGAAGGAGAACGAGACCUUGGAAGCUGAGAAGGCUCGCCUGUCGGACGAGGUUAAGGAGCUUUCCUCCGUCAGGAGGGAGAUUGAUUCCCUGAGAAAGGAGAGGGAUGCCUACAAAACUGGGUCGGAGGUUCUGAAGAAGGAAAAAGAAGAUGCUGAAGCUUCAGCAGCUGUCCUUCGCACGAGUGUCGCUGAGGCGGAGGUGGCUAGGGAUUUGGCCAUGCAGCGAGUGGAGAAGGCGGAGGACAUUGCUGAACGCCUUCGCAAGGAGCUUGAUGCUGAGCGGUUGUCUGCGGCUGAGUUGCAGACGCGCAUGCAGAAGGCGGAAGCGGAGGCUGCAGCUAUUGUUGAGCUCUAUGCUGAUUCGCUUGCGAAGUUUGGGGGAAGUACCUCUGCUCCUCCGCCCAGCGGCGACGUUGGGGCUUGCCUAGCGUGGAUGAAGUCCCAUAUCCGCAUGCUCCCUGAAUUUGUCGGGGGGGCUGUUGAUUUUGGGGCUUUGGCCGCGGUUAGACGUUAG